CCAACAUGCGACAAAGAUCUUUACUCCUAACAUCUUCAAUCGGAUACAAAAGCAGUAUUUGAAAACUGAAUUCUAUCUAAUGGAGAAGCUCUCACAUACUAGGGAGGAUGGCGUGAUUGUCUACAUCACAUAUAUGAUGGAGGAUGAUGAGUGCAGUGAUGAGCGUGUCGUUCUCGUCGAUAUUUCUACGUGGAAAUUGGUAUGCGAAUGCAAAAUGUUCGAAACUUUCGGAGUGUUAUGCCGCCACAUGAUUAAGGUGAUGCGAAUUCUUGGAGAUUUUGGGGACGCAUGUAUGAGAAGCAUUCCAGAUUAUUACAUACUCAAGCGAUGGACGUUGGAGGCGAGAAAGAAAGAGGUUGCUGAUGUCGAUGGUUCUGUUAGUCCUUCAGCUGCCACUGAGAUUGAUACGGAAAAAGGUAUAGCAAUGCAGUACCGAGAAACCAAAACAAUGUUGAAUCAACUAGCUACGAACCUGUCGAUGGCCGGUGAGAAAGACUACAAUAACUGGAUGGGAGCACUCAAGAAACUGUGCAAUGGGGCAAACAAGGCAUUGUCAAAUACUAUAACUAGCAAGUACAGUAAGUGUAUUCACUAAUAUCAUUUGUAUAUUGUUAGAGUUUUAUAUCAUUGCAUUUACUAUAUUCUCUAACAUUGUAGGACGGUCUGUACCGAUAACUGAGCUUACUCUAAAAGAGAAGAGUAAUCCAAGGAGCCACGACAAGGAAUGUUAUCAGUCUACGAAUGAAAAAGAACGCCGUCGAAAGUAGCACCUCUAUAGGAAUAAAAUGAAAUCAGUUGA
Messenger RNA from Linum trigynum, 799 nucleotides. Lineage: Eukaryota; Viridiplantae; Streptophyta; Magnoliopsida; Malpighiales; Linaceae. The record is from the annotation of a GenBank genome assembly.